Molecule: messenger RNA, 1674 nt
Organism: Aphanomyces astaci
Lineage: Eukaryota; Oomycota; Saprolegniomycetes; Saprolegniales; Verrucalvaceae
Exons: 6
Coding region: 151-1599 (482 amino acids)
Biological process (GO): transmembrane transport
Cellular component (GO): membrane
Molecular function (GO): xenobiotic transmembrane transporter activity; antiporter activity
Source: RefSeq, a predicted model, not a curated record
GUUUUGGAUUGGACAAAAUGAUUAUAUUCCUAGAUUGGGAUUGGUCCAUUAGGAACAUUACUCGUUUUCUUCACCAAUCAAACGUCGCAACACGCGGUGCCCGACGGCAACAUCACCUUGACAGGAGGCAGCAUCACAAUACCGGUAGUCAUGGUCAAGGAGUUCCAGCCGCUUCUGUCGCCGCCGCCCAUCUCGACGGACGAGUGGCACCACGUGUUCCUCAUUACGAUCCCGCUGGUCUUGCUUCAGAUCUUAGAGUACCUUCCACUGCCGAUCCUCAACAUGUACUUGGGCCAUCUUGGUUCGUCGACUCCUUCCACCCUCAUGGCUGGCCAGCACACGUGCAUAGCUUCUCAUACGAGAUCUGUAGAUCUAGACCAAAGCGAGAACCGCGUCGUGCUGGCUGCAGGUGGCCUCAGCUCGCUCUUCUUCACCACGACCGCAUACAGCGUGGUCAUCGGGGUCAGUACUGCCAUGGAUGCAUUGACCGCGCAAGCCUACGGGAAAGGCCGCGGGUUGGAGCUCGGCAUCGUCCUGCAGACGGCGGCGUUGUGCGCGGGGGUGCUCUGCGUACCUCUGGCACUGGUCACGUUCUUUUCUGGCUCGAUCUUGGUCGCCCUGGGCCAGCCCGCCGACAUUGCAAAUGCUACGCAGCAGUUGCUCAGAUGGUACAUGCUCGAGAUUCCGCUUGUGUUUGCCUACGAGUACUUUAAACGAGUACUCCAAGGCCAGAACAUCGUGUGGCCCAUCGUCGCCGCCAUAUCGGCGGGCGCGGGAGUCGCGCUGUCUGUGGGUUAUGUGUUUGUGCUCCACACUAGCCUGGGGUUUGUCGGUGCACCAUUGGGCAUGAUUGGGUACUACUCGACCGCGGGCUUCCUGCUCUACCACUUAAUGCACACCCCCAGCAUGCAUUUUGACUGGGCUGCUGCGAAACAGAACCUUCCAACGUUCCUCUGCUUGAGUGCGAACGGGUGGCUGAUGUUCCUGAGCGAGUUUGGAGGCAUCGCUGCGACAUCGUUCAUGGCGGGGUCGCUGCCGGAUGCCAGUACGGCGCUGAGUGCCAACACUAUUUACGCCGGCUUUCGAUCGCUCUUUGGGAUGGUGUACCUUGGCAUUGGGUUUGCCAGCUCGGUGCGAGUAGGCAAUGCACUAGGUGGGAACCUCCCCAUCCGUGCAAAAACUGCCGCGUGGCAGACGGUGCAGCUGGGCUCGUGGUGGGCCGCCGCGUCCACCGUGUCCAUGGUGCUGGUCGGGCCCCUCUACGCGACCCUGUACACGCAGGACCCGGCGGUUUUGAGUGAGGCGACGACGCUAUUUUAUGCCACGGCGCCGUUUCAGGUGACGAUGGGGGUGUGGGGGGCCGUCCAGGGUACGCUCCGGGGCAGCGGCAGGCCGCACCAAGGGGCGGUCGCCAACGUCGUGGGGUUCGUGGGGGUGGGGGUACCCCUGGCAUCCGUCCUGUCGGCGUACUGGGGGCUCGUGGGGCUCUGGGUCGGCAUCUCAGUCGGGUUCUGUCUGUGCGCCGCGUACGGACUGUACUGGCUCGUGGUCGCCGACUGGGAAGCCAUCGCCGAUGACAUUGCCCUGCAAACAGCAUAAACUAGCUCUAAAGUAGAUACUGUAUGGGGGGCCACCUACCUGUCCAUAUAUAUAUAUAUACUCGUUUGUCAUGUG